AUGAGCCAUUAUCUAUCCCAAAAGGAUGAUUUUGAUAUAAUCGACCACAUUUACAGACUUGGUCAAGAUGCUGAGAAGCAAAGAUUCAAGGAAUAUGUCUCGGCGACGAGAAUGCAAAAAUGGUGGCGCGGACGCGCAGCCCGACUGAAAAUCAAAAACGUGGUCGAGGCUGCGUCUACUGUCAGCCGAUUUCUGGGCACAAUCAAAGCGAAAAAGAUUCUGAUGCGAUGUAUAAAAAAGACAGUUCUGGAAGAUCAGCGAAAAUACUUUGACAGCAAGAUUGUUAAAUUUCAAGCUUUAUGGCGAGGAUACGCGAGUCGGAAGAACAUAUUCUGGUAUUAUCAGUGGAAACGUGACCUUGCGAAUCUUGAAGUCAUGAACGAAAUCACCUUGCGAAAUCUGGAGCAGUAUCAAAUCCGUAAAAAGCUUGAUGAACUCGAAGAAAAUGAACAAAAAAGAGUCGAAAAACGUGAAUCCGCCAAAAAGCGAUCUAACUACGAGCCUAUCAAUUAUCUCACGUGUUCUUCGACAAAAAUAGUAGACACCAGCAAUGUUAUUCACAAGAAAAAGCGCUGCGAAAUUAUCCCUACCUGCAUGAUAAACGUAUUCGAGGAGAAAGAAAAGAAACCGCCCGUUCAACUGAAACCGAUAAAAGCACGUGGUAGACCAAAAGGGCCAUUUAGAAGUGAGGAAGCCGUCACAAUGCAGAAGACACGAGCACCCAGUCCGACUUUGAGAGUAGCAACACCCUUUGACCUUCAGGAUGAAAGCAAACGAUUCGAAAAGAAAAUUAAAUGGAUAAACAGAAUUCAAGAUCCGAUGAAAUUCGCAACAAUGUCAAAAGCAUCAUAUGAACGAACUCUGUGGGGCCUAACGCCGUACAAUCCACGUGACCUGACAAGCUGCAAUUUACGCGAGGAAUACGAAGACCCCUUCCGACCAAAGUUCAGAUCCCAAGUUCCUAACAUACCGAUCUUUGACCGACUGGGUCGAUCCUAUGAUGAAAGAUAA
This is a messenger RNA of Oikopleura dioica, 1011 nucleotides long. Lineage: Eukaryota; Metazoa; Chordata; Appendicularia; Copelata; Oikopleuridae. The record is from the annotation of a GenBank genome assembly.